Messenger RNA from Plodia interpunctella (Indianmeal moth), 4477 nucleotides. RefSeq names its product crimpy (gene oeh). Gene Ontology annotation, biological process: regulation of cell growth; regulation of signal transduction. The coding region runs from base 254 to 511 and encodes 85 amino acids. NCBI's taxonomy places the organism in Eukaryota, Metazoa, Arthropoda, Insecta, Lepidoptera, Pyralidae. The record is from RefSeq and is a predicted model, not a curated record. Gene Ontology annotation, cellular component: extracellular region. Gene Ontology annotation, molecular function: insulin-like growth factor binding. The transcript has 3 exons.
CGUUAACGUAGUUCAGUACGCUCUCUGACGCCACGGGGGCUGGACGUGAUUUUUGAGAAAUAUUUCGGACGUGUUCACACGCGAUCUGUAUUAUAUAACGUUCUGUGUUUGUUUUGUGAACCGACUUUUGACAAGGAUGUAUUGAGCGCUGAGAAGAAUGCCGCCUACCUCCAUCCGUUGAGAUAACGCCAAUGUGCAGCAAUGUGUUACGGACAUAGCGCAGUGGUUUUUCGUGUGUGAUGUGAGAGACAUUAUGUCAAGCCGGUGGUUGGCGAUGGCGGUCGUGAUGGUGGUGGCCGGUGCGGUGCGGGGGUGGGACUGUGUUUGCAACCCUAGGGAGUGCGAGGCGUUGGAGCCGAGUGGGUGCCCAGGGCUGGGCAUCGUUGUGUGGGAUCCUUGCAGAUGCUGCAAAGUUUGCGCAAGAACGCAAGGUGAAGACUGUGGAGGCUUCAGGGGUACAUGCGAGCCAGGUCUCAAGUGUUAUGAGGGCUCUUGUACGCCCAUAACGUGAACAACAGACAAACAAACUUGUAAUAUAUGUGUAUAGUGUUGAAUAGAACAUAUCCCCGAAGUAUCAGAGGACCAGCGGUAGCAACAGUAGAAGUCUCACGAUAUAGAAAUGUCAGUGACAAUAAAAAAAUUAGAAGUGCGGGGCGAUUUCAUUGUAAAUUUUCCGUAGUCAGUUGACAACUGACGGGUUUUGUAUACAAAGUUAGGUGUUCAUUCUAACUGUUAUAUGUCGUAAUGUAUAUGCCUCAUGUUUAUUUUAAAAUGAGAUUAUUUUAAAGUUAAUGAAAUACAUGAUAAAAACUUUCUAUAACUAAUCCUAAGCUGCUUAAGCGUUAGUAUAUUAUUUUUCCGUGUAUUUUAUAAAUAAAUAAAUAUGUAUAGACAAAUCACACAGAUUGAGUUGGCCCCAAAAUAAGUUAGAGACUUGUGUUAUGUGAUACUAACUCAAUGAUACUAUAUUUUAUAACAUAUACAUAUAUAAAUAAACAUCCAAGAUCCAAGUCAAUCUGAAAAAGUUCAUUUUCCAUGUUGAGCUGACCGGGGAUCGAACCCGGGACCUCAAGUGUAGGAGCCCGGCGUGAUGAUCAUUAGGCCACGUCGUCGUGAGGUCGUCGGUCAUCAUCUCAUGCAAUUCUUUAGUCGACUAACCUUGGUAUAAAAUGUCUGUUUAAGAUAACAUUUUUUAUGAAAUAUAUGGAUUUCAUUUGGUAUUUCCAUUUGCCACUAUGAAUAUUUUUGGUUACAUGAAAUCCAGAGAAUAAUUGUUUUCCUUCAAUUAAGUAUGUCAAGAUUGUAUAAAAUGACUUUUAUUUUCAAGUUUACGUAAGUUUACAUUGUUCGAGUUAAUUUAAACAUAAACUAUUUACGAAAUACAUGCCAAAGUUCUAGAACACGGGACUGGUUUCAUCUUAUUAUAUAUAUAUUUUCAUGUAUUUUUCGAAAUAGGUAUUAUUUCAGGCGUUACAGAUACAGUACAAAGUAGUCCUACUAUAGAAUGACGGUACGUUGUAAAGAUUAUUUCUUUUCGAACGAGCGCAAAUUUCAUUUUGAUGCCCGAACUCGACGUCGGACGAUAAGAUCUUGGCUUUGUGUACCCUCGUUAUGUCCCCAUUCAACUCUAUCAUGAAUGGUUUUUCGUGAAAUUUUGCUAGCAGACAUAGUCUUUGAGGAAUACAGUCUAGAAACUUCGGUACGUUUAAUUUACAGUCUUGAAUAACAUGAAUUAUAAGAUAACAAUCUUUGGCGUAAUUUGCAUUGUAUAUUUGAAUUGGUAACUAGCAUGAUCAUAUGAUUAAACACAAAUCUCUAACUUAGAGUUGGUUGCGUCAUUCAACUUUGACGUUUACUUAAACGUUUAGAUAAAAUGAUGUACUUUGAGCUUUUGUGCGCAGGUUACAGUUAACGUAAAAUUGACUCGUGCAACCGGCUUAAGUACGGUUAAGCAUUAUUUAUCUGGUACUGAGGAAAUCAUUGCUUUAUGGACAGCCUAGUAAAAGUAUAACUUUAAAUAUAAACUUGUAAGCAUAAGCCGUGUUUCUAUUUUUAUUCAUGAACGUAACAAGUUAUGGUCACAGCGAAUUUUGCUUUUUAAUAUUUCAUUCAUUCAGUCCUCAUUCUAUUUUGACUUUCCAGUUUAUGAUGAAAAAUAUUUUAAAUAUUACGACUGUAACAUUUCUGUGAAUUUGUUACGUAACUUACAUAAAAUUUCUAACUUAUUUGUGCAAGAUUAAAAGAAAAUUCUCAUUUUAUUCUUAUUUUGUCAAAGGUACACUCGCAAAUAUUUUUUUAAAGGAAUAUUAGUUUUAAAUAAAUGUCUAAUAUUUUUACAAUGUAGGAUUAUAAUCGUAUUAUAUUAAAAAAAAAAUAAUUUACUUAUUAUAAUUUAUACUUAUGUUCUCAUAUUUUUUAAAUCUAAUUACUAUAAUAAUAAUAGUGUUUUCUGAAAAUUGGUCGCAAUUCCAUGGUGUGCAUGCAGCCGUGCCUCGAAUCGUGCUGCAUGAAAUUAUAGAAAAAACAAGGCCCCUACAUGUUGGACCCAUGUCCCCAUGUCCCCAUGCAAGCCUCAAUGAACCGGGCCACGGCCCGUGAAUUACUAGAGGCAACAUAUUAAUAAAAUGAAGAAAUAAAAAUGCAAAUUAAAUGAACAUUGUAACAUUUGUUUCAGAUAUAUAAAUAUUGUUAUUUAAAUUAUGUGUACAUGUUUCUGUGUGCUUCCAGGUUACAUGUAGUGUAGAAUUAUAAUUGUAUGUUGGUAAAGUUAGUAAAAAACCGACUAAUUCGACCAUUUUCAAAAAUAAUCUGUCACAUUAAAAUAUCAUUGGGCAAUUAACCAAAUAGGUUCUAUCGAUCUAUCUCAUCUCCGUAUAUUCCCGGUUGCGUUCAGGGUUGUGACGCCGCGAAGCCCAGGGUCAGGGUUAAAAAUAACCUUGAAAUUUUGAAAAUCGGCUGCCCGCCUUAUAUCAACCCGCCUUAGGAAUGCUAUUGUUGUCUAUCAGCUGCCACCAGAGGUACCUAGAAUCUGGUUAUUAAACAUUGAAAUAAGUCACAAAGAUCUAAAUAAUGUUAAUAUACUCGUGUAAGAGGAAUCGGUUAAAAUGCAAAUAUUUACGCGAAAAUGAGGCGCGUUCCGUCUCAUUUUCUUUGUCAAUUUGACAGUUUAUUGAUGUAAUUUAACAGUUUCAUGUUAGAUUGUAAUAUGAAAAAUUGCGAUAAAUUGUCAUUAGUGUCCUAAAGUCCACAAUUUCACGACAGUCUUGCGAGAUUGUAAACUAAGAGCGUUGGUAAUUUCAUAGUAACUUAAUAUGUUCAAUUUUUUUCUAUCGAAAAUUCAAAUUCAAAUCAUUUAUUCAGAAAUUAGACCUUCACAGGCAUUUGUUCACGUUAAUUUACAUUAAAUAAUUAUUUCUCACAAGCUACAAACUCUGACUAAUCUUGUUCGAUUGAGACUGUCCCUAUGAAUACAGAAUCAUUAACAGAAUCAUAAAAAAAAACGUCAGGCUGCCUCGAACAUAACUGGUUAAAUUACAUGGCCCUUCUAAUCUUCUGAUUACCUUGAAACUAUGAUGUUACUUUUGGACUAAAUUCAUUGGCUGGGUUGAACCAGUCAACUUUGACGUUAAUCCGCACAGAACGCCAUUUUAUCUAGCGCAAACGUUAACGUCAAAUUUGACUAGUGCAACGUUGUAAAUAUAUUCUUAAUAGUAUUUUUAUCUUGUAUGUAUGGUAGAUAAAUGUAUGCGGUAUAAUAGUGGACAGUAACCGUAAGAUUUCGUAUAAAAUAUUGAGUUGAUUUUACGAGUUUGUUUUAACUUUGAAUCAUAUAAAAACAGUAUUAGAUUUGGUGUAAAUUGUUGACAUGAAAAUAUAAAAGUAUUAGGGCUAAUUAAAAAUAUUAAAAAGUAAUUUAGCAUAAUAAGCUUUAAUAUGGUUAUUUUCAUAAUUGUAUUGCGGCCAAUUCUAAUUUCAUUGGCAUUGCAUUUAUUUUUCGCAGGUAUUCAUGACUGAGGCGUUUACCCCAAAUAAUGGGUAUAUCUAAUUCUGGUAUUAUGUGAAGGCCAUUUAAUAUUUUUUUUGUAUAUAUAUAUAUAUUUUAAUAUAUUUUUAUUAAAAUAUAUGUUAUUGUUCCAACUUAAAAACAUACUUAUAAACAAAUGGCGAACUUAAUACCAAAAUCAUAUUUCGUUUACAGCUAAUUUGGAAAUGUUCGCCUAUUCCUCAAGAAAGAAUUCGAUAAAGGAAUAUGUUUUACAAAUAAAUCAUAACAAUAUUAUAUCAAUUUCACACAUUUCGUUUACAAAUACACUAUAUAAUAUUUUAUAAACACAUAAAUUUCCUUCAUUGUAAAACUAUAGCUGUAACCGAAGUGUAACCACCCCAAAUAUAUUGUACCUAAUGUAAGUUGUACAAAUACGGUAAUUCUGAGCUACUUGUUAAUUGUGCACACAUUUAAUAAAACAUAAGUAAAUUA